AAUGUAAAAAACAGUUUAAUACAAAAUUGAAAAUUCGACCUAACUAAUCAAAUCAAUUUGUAGUUCGUCUAAAUCUUUUUUUAUAACAAAUGUAAUGAUAAGUUAUAACAAGUUGCUAUUUUCAACCACUUGACGAUAGUCUAAUUAGUUAUUUCUUCGGAUUUAGAGUUACAAAGACUGAAGUCAGGAGUUCAAACCAACCACCGUUGUUCAAUAACAAUUUGUCUAAUAAAUUUGCUAAUGAAGUAAUCUCUGCAGUGCUGCAGGGACGGCCCUGGGGUGAGGCGAUAUGGAUUGUCACUCAAGCCCCCAAAUCCCUAGGGCCCCAUAUUAUAGUAGCUCAAACCCAUUUAAGCCCAAUUUAGAAAAAAUUAAACCAAUAACUCUCAGUCCGUUUCAAUUUGUUCAACCUCAACACGGAAAUCUAACCAGCUAGAAACAACUAUCCUGUACUUUCCGUGUGCAUUUCCUCUCUGUAAACAUAGAGAGUGUCGCAUAACCACUAAGCACAAUAUACAUAUGUUACUCCUGCCUAUACGACUCUUCUUAUUGACAAGCAUAUUUUGGCCGACUUUUUGUAUGCCCCAAAAACAAUGUAUAAAUUGACAUAGCCAUCUCUUAGGUUUCUGCAUUGGAUUAUCCAGCAACAAACUAUAGUUACAGAAUGGAGACAACCAACCUGUAUCAGCAUUGCUUUCUCCUCUGCAUCGCUGGAUUAGCAUUCAUCGGUCUUCAAUCCUGUGAUGCAAAGGUGAUGAUGGAGUACAUUGGAGCGACAGGCAAACCAGUUUCGUUCGUUUCAGUACCAAUUAGAGAAGGGAUAGACUUCCAUUUCAUACUUAGCUUUGCCAUUGAUGCAGACUCAUCAGGGAAGACACAGAAUGGCAUAUUCUCACCCUACUGGCUACAGACACUAACACCAGACUCAGUUGCAGACAUCAAGAAGAGGCAUCCAAAUGUAAAAGCCUUAGCCAGUCUUGCCGGCUGGAGCAUAUAUAACACAGUAAUCGUCUGGUAUAAUCCUCUAGACCCCCAAAAAUGGAUAUCUAAUGCUUUUGCAUCUCUCAAAGACAUAGUCAGCAAGUACCAUCUUGAUGGUAUUGACAUAGACUAUGAGAACUUUCCAAAAAAAGACAACAACAGUACAAUUUUUGCUUACUGCAUCGGUGAGCUGAUUACCCAGUUGAAGAAACAAAAGGUCAUUACAGUAGCGACAAUUGCGCCAUAUUACUUGACAGCUGAGCCUUACAUUGAGCUCUAUAAGAGGUAUGGAGGAGUUAUUGACUAUGUUAAUUAUCAAUUCUAUACUGAUAAAGUAGCCAAGACACCGGAAUUGUACUUGAAAGACUUUGCUGAUCGAGCGGAGGAAUUUGGUAAGGACAAGUUGUUGCCUAGCUAUGAAGUUAAUGGCAGGGGAAUUCAAGGUCAAGGAUUUUUCAAUGCUCUGAGUCUGUUGGAGAAAAAAGGUUUUGCAGUUAAUGGAGUGAUGAUUUUCUCGGCUGAUGCUUCUGGUGAGACCGAAUAUUACUAUGAGGUAACAUCUCAAGAUUUUUUGCUUAAAUCUGGUAAAUUGUGAAGGGAAAAAUCUAAGAACAUGUGAGGAAGAGUUAAUUCACUUGCAUUAGAUGAAUAAAUUUAUUGUUGAGAAGCUUCUAAGGUUGCUAUGAAGACAUUCAAGUAUGCUUGGAUACUUGUGCUUUAAUUUGCUUGCGUUUCAUUGUAAGGCUUUGUUUUUGCUGUUGUUUUUCCUAUACCGACCAAGAUAUGUUUUUAUCCCCA
Messenger RNA from Tripterygium wilfordii, 1779 nucleotides. RefSeq names its product chitinase 2-like. Gene Ontology annotation, molecular function: hydrolase activity, hydrolyzing O-glycosyl compounds. The transcript has 2 exons. The record is from RefSeq and is a predicted model, not a curated record. Gene Ontology annotation, biological process: carbohydrate metabolic process. The coding region runs from base 665 to 1576 and encodes 303 amino acids. NCBI's taxonomy places the organism in Eukaryota, Viridiplantae, Streptophyta, Magnoliopsida, Celastrales, Celastraceae.